AUUUGCCUUGUCAUGGUCACGUUUGCCGUCUCGUCCGUGAAGCGCAACGUCUGCAAAGAAGCUCCAACCGACGGUCAGCCGGUCACGACGCUCAAGGAGUUUGCCAAAGAAGGCUGCAAGGACAUUGUCCAAGCCACCAACCUCGGGCCUGUCGUCGCGUCGAAAAGUGGCUUUGUGCGCGGUGUCAUUGAAGCGUACAACAACCACCACGACCUCGUGCUCCGACCAGACGAUAUUUGGCUCGCGAUUUCGAUCCAGUUUGGUCUGUACGUCGAUGGCAACGCCGAAGAGCUUCGCUCGUCGCUCGUCAAGCACGAAAGCAAGAAGGAACUUACUGUCACGACUGCUGGCAGCCUUUACUCGGUCGACUUUGGCGCGCUCUCCAGACAAAUGGUCGACAAGAUGGACGAGCACCUCGUGGACCCGAGCCUCAAGCACUGGGUGCUUCCGUCCUUCUCGACAACGACCGACCACGACGUCAUCGUCGGCAGCGUCGUGCUCAUGGCCACGAUGAAGAAGUACUUCGGCUUCAAGAUUUGCCUCGGCUGCGGUCUUCCGCAUGUGACGCUCCUCGGCACUGUGGACGAUUGGCAAGACAUUCGUCGUCGCCUCGACAAGCUCUCAGCUUAUGGCAAGCGCAUGCAGCAGUGGACGACGAUGCUGGCGCCGAUUCUCGAUCAGUUUGUGGCGGCGGCACAAGGCCAGGCGGACGUUGCGUUCUGGGACCGCAUCUGCAGCCACAAAGGCGGCGGCUCGGGUCCGAGCUACCUCAACGGCUGGAUCAGCGUCUUUUGUGUCUUCAACGACAAAGGCCAGUGGCAAGGCGACAAGAUGACCGACAGAGUGCUGCAACGCAAGCCCGACGCAGAGAUGCAUACAGGAGGCAUUCCUUAUCAUUACGUCGACGUCACGUACGACUUUCCGCUCGUCGACAUGCAAGACAUUCCGCCCGGGUACCUUACCGUCGACGUGACGAUCGACGACAACGGGACCGAGUACAAGGCGCUCAUGUUUGCGGGGCACAUGGCCUACAGCAUUGGUGACAACAAGGCGUCGAUCGCACCGUCGCUGAGCUGGGCGAUUGCGCUCAAGAACGGCGAGCCGGCACCCGAGGAAACCAACCCAUUUGCAUAGUGAGACUGAGUGAGAGCUAUCCAAAAGCAUUUUUUAAUAUGCUUGAUUUGAACAUGUGCUCGAUUCAAGUGACUGCUUUUGUACCACAUGUAGUAUGUGGCAAGGGUGAGGGUAAUAAAAA
Messenger RNA from Saprolegnia diclina VS20, 1255 nucleotides. RefSeq lists its product as hypothetical. The record is from RefSeq and is a predicted model, not a curated record. NCBI's taxonomy places the organism in Eukaryota, Oomycota, Saprolegniomycetes, Saprolegniales, Saprolegniaceae. The transcript has a single exon. Bases 13 to 1134 code for a protein of 373 amino acids.